AUGUCAGUCGCCGGCUUCGUUUCAACCUUUACUGGAACUGCCCUUUCGUCGCGGACACGAUGUGAUAGCUCCGCGCUUUCCCCCGCAAAGACAUCGAAGAGGAUGCAUAUGUCGAUAUCGAAGCGCGAAGCCCGUCGCAGUAUCAUCAAAUCAGAUAAUUUUAAUCGGUCGGGCUUCAAAGAGUCGCGGGAAGAAGCAAAGGGUUUGAUGAAUCGAGAAUUUACUUCUGACCUCGUCAAGGAGCUUUUAGCUCACAGCAACAUCGUGUCGCGUGGAAAGGUAACCGUCAAACUCGCAAAGGCGUAUGGGUUUUGUUGGGGUGUUGAACGUGCCAUAGCGAUCGCAUACGAAGCUCGCGCCAAGUUCCCCGACAGGCGAAUUUGGAUCACUAAUGAGAUUAUUCACAACCCCAUCGUGAACCAGCGCAUGAAGGAGAUAGGCAUUUAUUCUGUCCCUCAGGAGGGGCUACAGAAAGACCUGUCUGGUAUUGAGCAGGGUGAUGUCGUCGUGCUCCCGGCGUUUGGCGCAACUCUAGAGGAGAUGAAGUAUAUCAACGAUUUAGGCGUUGAAAUUGUGGACACCACGUGUCCAUGGGUGAGUAAGGUUUGGCAUGCGCUUGAUCGCCACCAAAAGAAGGAAUGCACCUCUAUCAUCCAUGGGAAAUGGAAGCACGAAGAAACGAUUGCUACCGCCUCCUUUGCUGAAAAGUAUCUCGUUGUUCUCAACAUGGAUGAAGCAGAGUAUGUCGCCAACUAUAUACUCAAUGGAGGCGACAAAGCCGAGUUCCUUGCUAAGUUUGAGAACGCCAAGAGCGAGGGCUUUGACCCGGAUACAGACUUGAACGCGGUAGGGGUUGCUAAUCAGACCACGAUGCUCAAAUCAGAAACGACUGCCGUUGCCAAGUUGUUUGAGAAGGUAAUGCUCAGGAAAUUUGGUCCUACCGAUCUCAAUUCUCAUUUUGUCGCGUACGAUACCAUCUGUAACGCUACUCAGGAACGGCAAGAUGCCAUGUAUGACCUUCUUGCAGAAAAGGAAAGCCUAGAUUUAAUGCUUGUUGUCGGGGGUUUCAACUCAUCAAACACUAGUCAUUUGCAGGAAAUCGCAGAGCACGCCGGCGUGCCGUCGUUUUGGGUUGACCGCCCCGAGCGCGUUGGACCAGGAAACAGGAUUUACUGCCGCUCGGCAAGUGGAGAAGAGCGGCUCGUAGAAGAUUGGUUGCCCGAGCGUGAGAUCACUGUUGGUUUAACCUCCGGCGCCUCGACACCCGACAACGUCGUGGAAGAUGUGCUCGAACGAGUGUUUAUGAUCUCGAAGCUAGCGGAGGCGAAAGUUUUAGCUUGAGUAACUAGAAGUUUACCGGCAAUGGUUUUGCACCUGGUAGGUCUUCCUUGCAGAAAAACAACUCAACCGGCAGGGUGAAUAUUCUCAAGAAUGCCACUCCGCAGACUGAGUCGAGAUAGGCGACCCAUAUGUCUUCUUUAAAAACUGAUAUCGUAGUUGUAUUCUAAGAUAAACGAAAUCGCGGAGCGCUGUUUUUGAAACGCUCUCUUGCG
Chondrus crispus (carragheen) is the source of this 1553-nucleotide messenger RNA. RefSeq names its product 4-hydroxy-3-methylbut-2-enyl diphosphate reductase. Bases 1 to 1341 code for a protein of 446 amino acids. The transcript has 2 exons. Gene Ontology annotation, molecular function: metal ion binding; 4-hydroxy-3-methylbut-2-enyl diphosphate reductase activity. Gene Ontology annotation, biological process: dimethylallyl diphosphate biosynthetic process; isopentenyl diphosphate biosynthetic process, methylerythritol phosphate pathway. The record is from RefSeq and is a predicted model, not a curated record. NCBI's taxonomy places the organism in Eukaryota, Rhodophyta, Florideophyceae, Gigartinales, Gigartinaceae.